This is a messenger RNA of Dentiscutata erythropus, 714 nucleotides long. The record is from the annotation of a GenBank genome assembly. NCBI's taxonomy places the organism in Eukaryota, Fungi, Glomeromycota, Glomeromycetes, Diversisporales, Gigasporaceae.
AUGUCCAAUAUAUAUACAUUAAAAGAUAUAAAAGAUAGAGGACACUUGCUAGGUAGCAUAUAUGAGCAAGAGCUUGAAAAAAAAUUAAAUUCUGCUAUCGAAUAUAACUCUAAAAUUAAUGAUCUCAAUGAAAGGUUGCAGGCUGAAAAUUCAAAAUAUUUGGGGCGAGAAAAGGAGUUUCAGCAAAUUAGUACUAAUAUUAGAAAUAAGAUUAGCCAGAUAGAUAUAAUCAAUACUAGGCUUAGAUCCCAAGUUACUUCUGAACGGAUGUCCCAUAAUGAACUCGAAGCUGAACAUUCUGCCAAAAUAAAAUCGCUCAAAUCUUCAAUUAAAUCAUUGAAGAGAAAAGCAACCUUGGCCCAGAAAGCUUCAUCCCUUGCUAAAAUCAAGAUUCUUUCUCUCGAAGCUAAGAUAGAUGAAUUAGAAACCGAGCUGAGGAACCUGAAACAAGAACAAGUGGGUUCCCCACUACGUGCAUCCCAGGAUUCGAAUAUAGUGAGAGGGUUACUAGAGGAGCCACCCCAAAUAAACUCAUCUGAAAUUGAUUCUCUUAGGCUUGAAUUGGGACGGGUAAAGGAGAAUUUAAAUUUAAAAAAACAUGAAAUAGAAUAUAUGGAAAAAGGGAUAGAGGCAACAGAUGUCAUAUAUAAACGGGAAUUAGAUAGAUUGUCUUCUCUGCAAUUAAAUUUAAUGGAGGAAAAUUCUCACCUCUGA